AUGGAUGAAGAGACUCCGCUGCUGAACAGAAGACGAACUUCAUCCAAUGCAGAGAUUAAAAACUCGAAGUUGUUCCUGGCCGUGUUCUCGGCCGUCCUGGGGAACUUCAGCUUCGGUUACUCCCUGGUCUACUCGUCUCCUGUCCUGCCUCGGUUCACUGGUCCUGAUGCGGAGCCCCGGCUCCGGAUGGACAGUGCGCAGGCAGCCUUGUUUGGCUCCCUCUAUUCUCUGGGCGCCGCAGCAGGUGGGCUGGGCGCCAUGCUGCUCAACGACUGCACUGGACGGAAAAUGAGCGUCAUGAUAUCAGCUGUGCCUUCAUCUGUUGGGUACAUGCUGAUGGGAGGAGCAGUGGAUUUAUGGAUGCUCCAUGUCGGUCGGUUCCUUACCGGUGUUGCUGGAGGAAUGACUGCAGCAUCCAUUCCUGUCUACAUCGCUGAGAUUUCCCAUGCAGGGGUGAGAGGAGCUCUUGGCUCCUGCCCACAGAUCACGGCUGUGGUUGGCUCCCUCGCACUUUACGCUCUUGCUUUGGUGGUACCGUGGCGGUGGCUGGCAGUUGCCGGUGGAAUUAUCCCUCUUCUGAUGGUUGUGCUGUUGUUGUUCAUGCCCUGCUCCCCCAGAAGGCUCCUCUCUCUGGGCCAGCAGAAGCAGGCUGAGCAGGCCCUCCGCUGGCUCAGGGGAAGUAGCUUCGACAUACACAGCGAGCUCAAUGCAAUACAGUACAGCAUCGACACACAGACGAGAAUCACCUGGUCCCAGCUGCGUACACCUAAGUACUACAAGCCAAUCCUCAUCUCUGUCGGGAUGCGAUUUUUGCAGCAAAUGACAGGAAUAACGCCUAUUUUAAGUUUCCUGGAGUCUAUCUUUGAUGAGAGUAAUGGCCCUUUGCCGGCAAGCGCUAAUGCUGCCAUUGUUGGUGGAGUCCGCCUCCUGUCUGUGACUCUGGCUGCCUGUUUGAUGGACAAAGCAGGACGCAAAGUCCUGCUGUACAUAUCCAGCAUGCUGAUGUUCCUGUCCACUCUGACUAUGACCCUGGUGUUUCACAACCCAGCUUGUCCACCAGGCCCCGCCCCUCCAAACGCCACUACUUUGGACUCCGGCCUUCAAAGUGACAUUGGAAACACUUUAGUUGGCAGCCAUCAAGCAGCAGCAGGCCUCAUUCCUCUAAUCAGCACUAUGGUUUUCAUAUUUGGAUACGCCAUGGGAUGGGGCCCAAUCACGUGGUUGCUAAUGUCAGAGGUGUUGCCACUGGCUGCCAGGGGUGUGGCUUCAGGUCUGUGUGUCACCGUCAGCUGGCUGACGGCCUUUACGAUCACAUACUUCUUCAAUCACUUUAUGCACGGGUACCUGUACGUGUUCUACCUGUGCUUCACCGUGGUGUGUGUCGUCUGCCUGCUGUUCAACGCUCUGUGCGUCCCAGAGACUCGCGGCCGCUCACUGGAGGAGAUCGAGGACUUUUUCAGGACAGGACAGUUCACGAUCAACCAGGAUGAACCCAGAGCAGAGUCCACCUGAAGUCAAGCAGUGAUGGGAAAAAAACAAACUGCAGAUUGUAAUGAAGCCCGCUAUAAGAUAACUAAAACACAGAUGGCCAUAAUAAUUAAAUAAAUAAAUAAAUAAAUAAAACAAAGAGAAAGGUCUCUUUGGGACUUCACUUCAUCAGAGCCAAUCAAAUUGCUUUGCAGAUGACUGACAAUGUUCGACAGUGCUUCUGUAUCGU
Salarias fasciatus (jewelled blenny) is the source of this 1717-nucleotide messenger RNA. RefSeq names its product solute carrier family 2, facilitated glucose transporter member 6-like. Gene Ontology annotation, biological process: transmembrane transport. The record is from RefSeq and is a predicted model, not a curated record. The coding region runs from base 1 to 1512 and encodes 503 amino acids. Gene Ontology annotation, cellular component: membrane. The transcript has 8 exons. NCBI's taxonomy places the organism in Eukaryota, Metazoa, Chordata, Actinopteri, Blenniiformes, Blenniidae. Gene Ontology annotation, molecular function: transmembrane transporter activity.